UGUUUACACUUGUCAUUUUCAUAAUUACUCCUUAACGUGUAAAAAGUAUUCGACACUUACUGUGAAUCACUAAAGCACGAGGGAAGAGUGUCAGGCAGGAGGUGGAGCACACACCACAAAGUGACGGAGUGGUGCGCGGGCAGCACCACCAGCAGCCGGCGACGCUACAUGUGCUCGGUGUGGAUGGUGUCAGAGGUGAUUUGGUAGUUACGACGGGCAGGUCCCGCGUCCCUGUUCCCAGCGGCCUGACACACGCUCUCGGCGGGGCGGGGCGCGAGGCGGGCUUGCAGCGGGCGGCUGCGGGCGGCGUGAGCUGGACCUGCAGAGAGAGAGAGAGAGAGAGAGAGAGAGAGAGAGAGAGAGAGAGAGAGAGAGAGAGAGAGAGAGAGAGAGAGAGAGAGAGAGAGAAAGCGUGGCGCUUCUCUGGUGACCUGUCGUCGCCUCCUCUCUCCACCCCGUCACCUCCCCUCGCUCCAGACUUUGCCCUGAGCGUGGCAGUGCCCUUGGUGUGUCCGCAGGGUGAGGGGCGCCGCGGGAGGCCAUGGGCUGCUGGGAGACUAUCCGCCAGGAGCUGCGGAUCUCCAACUUCAAAGUCAAUCAUCCAGUGCCGCACCUCUUCCUCGCCUCGGAGUGGCAGGAACACCCCGUGGCGUGCGUGCGGCUGUGGUAUGUGGUGUACCGGUGGGUGUGGGCGCUGUACCACCUGGGCUGGUGGGCGGUGAGCUUGGCACAAGAGGGCGGCUGGAAUGCCCCAAUACAGCGGAAGGGUUACUUCUUCAUCUACCUCACCAACUGGGCCUACACGAGUAUAGUGUUGAUGACGACAGCACACGCCAGCAUCGUCACCAACGCUUGGCUGACCUACCGCCGUACCGCACAGCUGCCCAAGACCACCACGCUGCGCCUGAAGGUGUUGUGGGUGAUGCAGAAUGUCGUCUUCCUGCCAGCCCUGCUCAUCACCGCGGCCUACUGGAGCGCCGUGUACAAUCCAGACGACCCCAUUGGCGCCAUCAACGUGGACGUGCACAUCAUCAACUCAGUCUACGUCUUGAUCGACCUUUGCGUCUCGGCCACGCCCAUCCGCAUCCUGCACUUCUACAUCCCCUUCGUCUUCAUGUUUAUCUACCUCAUCUUCACGCUGGUGUACUGGGCGGCGGGAGGCACCACGCCGGAGGGAGGUACCGCCAUCUACCCCAUCAUGGACUGGGAGAACCUACAAGUGACGCUCCCGUUCGUGGCCUGCUGUGCCGUCUUCAGCCCCAUCAUGCAGGCCACCGUGUGGGCGGUGCAUCAGGCGCGGGUGGCGGUGCGGGAACGAUGCUUCGGCAGCCGCUCUCCUCUGGCUCCCUUGCCUCACCCCGCCACUAUGGACGUGAUUCUCGGCCGCGACGCCUCCAUGGAGAGUGUCAACGAGCGCACCCCGGAUCCUGUCACUUCCCACAUAGUUUAGCUGGCGCCUGUCAUCCCCCAGACUGUCCAGCCCGUCACCCCCCAGACUGUCCAGCUGGCGCCUGUCACGCCCCAGAAUGUCUAGCUGGUGCCUGUCACCCUCCAGACUGUCCAGCUGGCGCCUGUCACCCCCCAGAUUGUCCAGCUGGCGCCUGACAAUCCCCAGAAUGUCUAGGUGGUGCCUGUCACCCCCCCGACUGUCCAGCUGGCGCAUGUCUCCCAACAGACUGUCCAGCUGGCGCCUGUCACCUCCCAGACUGUUCAGCUGGUGCCUGUCAUCCCCCAGACUGUCCAGCUGGCGCCUAUCACCCCCAGACUGUCCAGCUGGAGCCUGUCACCCCCCCAGACUGUCCCGCUGGAGCCUGUCACCCCCCAGACUGUCCAGCUGGCCCCUCUCACCCCUCAGACGGGUUCAUAAGUACUAGUCACAAGUGGAAUAAUUUUACGUCGUGGCAGGACAUGAAGUGUGACAAAUCUGUGUGUCGUAAUGAUGUAUACGAGUGUUUUGUUAAUGGAUCUCUCCCUCCUCUCUACUCUCUCAUUCCCCUAAUACCUCUUUCCUUUCCUGUCUCCUGUUUCUUCCUCCUCACUUGUCUCACCGUAAGCUGUCUCCUGUAAAGCCAACACCUGGCAAACCCAACCAACCCUCAAGGAUGUGUGUGUUUAUUUAGGUCAGGAGGAGGUCUGAGUGGACGCUCGUAAUAAGGUUGAGACUCAGGCGAGCGACGCUGUAAGUCUGCAAAGCUGAGUCUGUGAGGCUUCAUUUACAACUAAUUUAUGUUCCUAUUUUCUAUGAAUGAGGGAAGGCAAACCCACUGCCAUCACAACAACCUUUAAUUGUUUCAUUUGCGCAUACAUUUGAAAGGUCCCAUAAUAAAGAAUGGUAUUUCUAGACUAAAUCUCACGUUACUGAUAACUUCCUGACUUUCUAGUACAAUAUUCUAAUCUGUUACGUGUAGCAUGUGCUGUGCAGAAGUAAAACUACAUACGUGAAAACAACUGAUGUUGUAACGCUCUGGGCCUGUGUCGACACUGGAUGCCUCUGCCUUUCACUGACGUCUCAAUAUAUUGUUGAAUUACCUAGUUUUACUUAAAGAUCAUAUACGCUGCGCCUGUCAGGAUGUUAGAAGGUCAUCAAGUAGCGCUGGUUUUGGUUUAGAAAUGCCCUUUAGCGUUAAGGAGUCGAAUCGUUAAUGAAUCGGGUAGGGGUACCGGCUGCGAGCUCCUGAACUUCGCGCCUCAGCCGUACUUUCAUCGCCGCAGCCCCUUAGCUUCUCCCCAGGACAAGCAGUGAGGAUGCCCUGCAUGUGGGCGGUAGUGAAGGGAUGUGUGGCAGUGAAGUGAGUGGCUGUGGAGUGGUGGUGAAGGAGUGUUGUGACGGGAACAGCUUGUUAUAGGAUGAAAUGUGAAGAGCUGGAGUGGUGAUGGCGGUGGUGUGAGGUGUAGUGGAGCGGUGAACUAUGGUGACGCUAUCGGGAUGAGGUUGUGGCUAUAGAGAGAGAAGGCAGUCAGCAAGGAAAUGUGUAAAUAUAGGAGGAGAGGUGUGCUGGCAAGUGUAGGGUGUGGCAACAGUGGUAAGGUGCAAUGGCAGUGAAAGUGUAGCGGCAGAGUUUCUUGCCACUCACUAGCCUCAUUGGACACGAGUUACUGACGCAAGAGUUUAUGGAAAAUGCUUAAAAUUUUCUUGAAGCCAGCAUGACAUUCAAUGAUGAGUGACAAUUAUUGAUGUUCUAAAAAGAAAUUAUGCCAAGUAAGCUUUUAUUGUAUGAAGUAUGCCUAGAAAAUACAAUGCAGGAUGGACAUGCGGGCCUCUCUUAGUAGUUAGUACCAGAGCAUUCCAUAUUUGAUGAGUACUUAAGUAAGGCUCAGAUUGUCAUCAUUUUCUCUUCCUCCAUGAAAAGUACAAAAUUCCCGGAGGAAGGUCUCUUAGUUCUCGACCUUCAUUCCCCUCAGUCACAUUUACAGGGAAACGCUUGCUCCUUCUGUAAAGAUGGGAAGAAAUAUUAAACACAAAACAAAAUUCAACAUUUUUGGAUAG
Molecule: messenger RNA, 3487 nt
Organism: Scylla paramamosain (green mud crab)
Lineage: Eukaryota; Metazoa; Arthropoda; Malacostraca; Decapoda; Portunidae
Product: protein rolling stone-like
Exons: 8
Coding region: 542-1450 (302 amino acids)
Cellular component (GO): membrane
Source: RefSeq, a predicted model, not a curated record